AUGCCCCUCACCACCCAUCAGGCCUCUCUCCCUCUGGGAACGAGCGUGGCAGUGGCAGCGGUGGUGGGGGGUGCAGCAGCAGCGUCCGCCUGCCUCUGGUUCUACUCCUCGCGAUACGUGGGGGAGCUGGCUCUGAUCAAGGCACCUGCUGCUCCUGGGGAUGAGGAUGAGGAUGGGGAUAGGGAGGGACAUGGGCAGCAGUGGAGGGUGUGUAUCAGCACGCUUGACUUCUGGGGCAACCGAGAGAACCUCAUUCUGCCUCUCAGUGCCCUGGUGCCGCCACUCAAGGGUUUAUCCCAGCAGCACAUGAAGGCCAUUGCACACCACAGCUUUGUGCUGCUAGAUGGUGAGUGGCAGAGAGAGACCGAGUUCCUUUCCCUCCCAUGCCUACCCUCCCUCCCAUGCCUACCCUCCCUCCCAUGCCUACCCUCCCUCCCACACCUAACCUCCCUCCCUCUCCUGCUGCUUUGUGACGUCUACACAACCCACCAUUCCCCCUCCCCCCUUCUCCUUCCCUCUUUCCUCCCCCCACCUCCUCUUCCCCUCUUCCUGCACCCCAUCCCCUUUGCUCGUGUUCCAGUGCCCUCCCAUCGGCAUGCCCUCUCAUCGGCAGUUCCUGGUGAGCAUAAGGCACGGCCGCAUCCCCAACCUCCCGCUGCUGCUGGCAGUGCUUAA
Messenger RNA from Closterium sp. Naga37s-1, 675 nucleotides. The record is from the annotation of a GenBank genome assembly. NCBI's taxonomy places the organism in Eukaryota, Viridiplantae, Streptophyta, Zygnematophyceae, Desmidiales, Closteriaceae.